Molecule: messenger RNA, 4060 nt
Organism: Lactuca sativa (garden lettuce)
Lineage: Eukaryota; Viridiplantae; Streptophyta; Magnoliopsida; Asterales; Asteraceae
Molecular function (GO): protein binding
Source: RefSeq, a predicted model, not a curated record
UCGGGCAACAGUUCUCGAGAAAGAAAGAACCAAAAUAAUCCGUGAAAGCAAUGAAGGGACGCAACGCAGGGUUCUUCGACUUCGAAUAAUUUCAUUUUGGAUAACAAAUCAGAUCAUACCCAAAUCGAUUUCGCAUUGAAACAAGGAUUACAUUCACGAACCGGAAAGAAAGUAACUUCUAGAUUGUUUUAUGCUUCACUUCUUCAAGAUUCAUCGGAAAAUUAGUCAACAACAAUCGUCAGGUUUAAUGUCUUCCUUCCGCCGGAGAUGUCGCCUCCGGCGUCUGUAGAUUCAUGCACCGGUCAGUUUUCUUCAUUCAAAUCUUCUUCUGCGUUUUAUUCUUCCUACACCAACAUGAACUCUUCAUCAUCGAAUUCGAAUUACGCGUUUCCCAAUUCGAAUCAAAUGGAUACCAUAUUGGGAUUUAAUUCACCGCCUUUAGCGGAUUCUAGGAAUCCAGGGGGAGCCACUGUAGCUGGUUCUGGUUCAAAUCUAUCACGGCCACGGCUUAUGAAGAUGAGAAGACAGACUUCUCAUAACACAAGGUCUACUACUGCCUUCGGCAUCCGUCGUGGGGUAGAGGCUGACGCUUCUCUAGGGUUUAACCCAUUUCGAACUUCAUCCGAAUCCAGUUUUGUCGACCCGGGAAUGGAGAAUGUUCCAGAAAGGGUAUUUACAUUUGGAGCAGGCAGCAGAAAUAAUGCUUCAUUUAGCUUUCAGGCUUUCGAAAGAGAGAAUAUGAAAAACCUUGACGAAUCAAUGGUUGAUCAGUUACCAGAUCAAAUUAACAACUUGAACAUAAGAGGAUCAGGUAACGUGAACCCUAUGAAGAGCCAGUUUACCAAUAAGUUUCCUAGCAAUGUGGAGACAGAAUUACAACAUGAGAUGCAUAAAAUGAAUCUGUGUAGUUCAGGAAACGUUGGGUGGGCUAGCAAUACUCAUAAAGCCUCUGUAUUUGAAAAACCUGUAACUUUUGUUAAGCAGCAUGAUGAAGAAAGGGUAAAUCCUGAUUUGAUAUCAGAUAGAAUGGGGAAGAUGAAAGUAAGUGAAUCUGGAGAAGAUAGUUUGAAAACCUUCAUAUUUGGAGCAACUAGUAAAACCAGAGAAGAUGUCAAGGCGGAUGUAAUAUCAGAUAAAAUGCAGGAUUUGAAAGUAAGUGGAAUUGGAGAAUCAUCUGGUUUUUCUACAGUAUCUGAUAAUAAGUUCCAGAGUGGCACUUUUACUUUCACUAGCAAAUUGGAUGACUUAAAAGCUCCAAAUGCAGAAAUAAAAACACCCAUGGAAUCUGUCAAAGGAUCCAAACUAAAGAAAAAGAAAGGGAAAACAAGAAAGCAUGUCUCUGGUCAACCUCGUCCUACACAAAACUUUGUGUUUGGUCAAACUUCAGUUGAAAUACUCGAGGGUUUUGAAGCAUACUCACCAAUGGAUGUUUCCCCAUAUCAAGAAACCCUAGCUGAUGAUUAUUAUUACAGAGGAACUUCUGUGACAUCAGAUGAUACUUCCCAAUUAAACGACCACAACAGUUUCUCAAGUGAAUCAUUUAUAAUCAAUUCAAAUCUCACAACAGAUGAAGACCUUCUUUUUGCCACACAGUGUUUGGAUAUUAAUGAGAGUGAUGUUAAGUGUGAAGUUUCUGAAGCAGAAAGCUUCAGAUCUGCAAAUGAGAACUUGGAAUACAACAGUGAUACAUUUGCUACAGCAUUUGAUUCAGAACUUAGUUCAACUGCAACUUCAAGUAGACAAGAAGAAUCAGGCACCCGAUUAUUUAAAUUCGGUUCAAAAUUAGACAACAUAAAUAAAGAAAACUUCACAUUUGCUGCAUCUUCUUCAAGUCAAAGUCAACUAUCACCAGACACACGUCAGCAUAAAAAGAAACAUCGUCUGAAAACCUGUCAGGAUUCUUCAAGUUCAACAUCCGAUACAAAAACCGAUUUUUUCCCAAUUCCUAUUAAUAAUCCUUCAAUCUUUUCUCCCAAAUCAGUACCUAUUUUAUCAAGUAAAAACAACGAUAAUUUCAAAUCAAUAAAAGAACAAGAUUCAAAGCAUGGAUCUUUUUCAAACUUUUCAACUGCAUCAGCCAGCAUUGCAGCAGAGGAAUCCUGUGAGAAAUGGCGAUUGAGGGGAAACCAAGCUUAUGGUAAUGGCGAUUUAGCUAAAGCAGAGGAUUAUUACACACAGGGGUUAAACUCUGUUCCUCAAACUGAAAAAUCCAGAGAUUGUCUUAGGGCUUUGAUGUUAUGCUAUAGCAAUCGUGCAGCUGCUAGGAUUUCUCUUGGAAAAAUGAGAGAUGCAUUAAAAGAUUGUUUAAUGGCUGCAGCUAUUGAUCCUAAUUUUCUCAAAGUUCAAGUUCGUGCUGCUCAUUGUUAUCUUGCUAUUGGAGAAGUUGAAAAUGCAACUCUUCAGUAUAUGAAGUGUUUGCAAUCAGGGAAUGAUGUCUGUGUAGACAGAAAGUUGUUAGUAGAAGCCUCUGAGGGUUUAGCAAAGGCACAGAAAGUAACAAAAUGCAUUAAGCAAUAUACAGAACUUCCACGAAGAACAUCUGAUGAAUUAGAAUCUGCAUUGAGAGUUAUUAAUGAAGCUCUGCAGAUUAGCAAUUUCUCAGAGCAAUUACUUCAAAUGAAAGCAGAUAUCUUAAUCAUGUUACGAAGAUAUGAACAGGUUAUUCAGAUGUGUGAGCAGAAUCCUAAUUCUGCUGAGGUGGACACACACACAAGCCCUAAUUCAUGGAGGUCAACCCUGAUUGUUAAAUCCUAUUUCAAUCUAGGAAGACUAGAGGAAGCUCUUGAAUUCAUUAAAAAGCAAGAAACUUCUGGACAAAUCACAGAAAGAUUAGAAAGCAUGAGUUUGGACUCAGUGAUACCUUUAGCCAACACAAUUCGUGAGCUUUUGUCUCGCAAGGCAGCAGGAAAUGAAGCUUAUAAAUCAGGGAAAUACACAGAAGCAGUUGAACACUACAGUGCUGCUUUAUCAUGCAGUGUUGAAUCACGUCCUUUUGCAGCCAUUUGUUUUUGUAAUCGAGCUGCAGCAUAUGGAACUUUAGGUCAAAUCACAGAUGCCAUUGCAGAUUGCAGUUUGGCCAUUGCCCUUGACCCCACCUACCUCAAGGCGAUAUCGAGAAGAGCGAGUUUAUAUGAAAUGAUUAGGGACUAUGGGCAAGCUGCUACAGAUCUUAGAAGAUUUGUGUCUCUUCUCACAUCUCAAAUACAUGAAAAUGCAGUUCUUGAUAAAUCGAAUGAGAUAAGGAGAACUCAGAUUCGGAUUUCUAACAUUGAAGAAGAAUCCAGGAAGGAAAUUCCUUUAAACAUGUACCUUAUAUUGGGAGUUGAGUCAACUGCUGAUGCUUCAGAAGUCAAGAAGGCAUACCGGAAAGCUGCACUAAAACAUCAUCCUGAUAAGGCUGCUUUGUCAUUGAGUAGAAGUGAUAAUGGAGACGAUAGGCUGUGGAAGGAAAUAGCUGAAAAUGUCUACAAAGAUGCUGAUAGGCUUUUCAAAAUGAUUGGAGAGGCAUAUGCUGUACUUUCAAACCCUUCCAAGAGGUCAAGUUAUGACAUGGAUGAAGAGAUGAGAAAUGAAGCCAAUCAUUUUCCUAACAAUUCUCAAAGCCCGGUUUUUGAGAGAAGCGGGAGUAGAAGAUGGCAAGAUUCUUGGAGACCAUAUGUUCAUACUCAGUCAAAAAGUCAAGAAAAGUCAACCCCAUCAUACAGGUAUUAUUCGAGGCAAUCUUGAUGUAAGUAAUUAUGGUCAUCAAGUUUUGUUGCAUGAGAGCAUAAUGACAUGCAAUGACCACGCAAUGUGUGGUGUGAUUGAGUGUAUGAUCGAUCGAUUGAUUCAUGGCAUAAAUAGUUUGAAAGGGUUGUAUGUUUGACCAAGUUUUGACUGAUGUAUGAUUGAUAGGUGAAAGGAACUUUUUUAUACUUGUUUUUACCUUAUAGAGUUUUUAUUUUUUUAGGUUGUGAGGUUUGACUUGAAUGUAUACUGUAUAGUAUAGUGAUUGUGUUUGUUGUAAGGUGAUAAAGAAUGGAAACAAGUGAAUGAAAGAGUUGGAAGAUUAUUUAACUCA